Acinonyx jubatus (cheetah) is the source of this 4185-nucleotide messenger RNA. RefSeq names its product clavesin 2 (gene CLVS2). The coding region runs from base 522 to 1505 and encodes 327 amino acids. Gene Ontology annotation, cellular component: membrane. Gene Ontology annotation, molecular function: phosphatidylinositol bisphosphate binding. NCBI's taxonomy places the organism in Eukaryota, Metazoa, Chordata, Mammalia, Carnivora, Felidae. The record is from RefSeq and is a predicted model, not a curated record. The transcript is spliced from 5 exons.
CCCUGGAGCUCAGCGCUGAAGAGCCACCUUAUUAUUAAUCAGAAUUCCCAUCGUUAUCCCUGGCAGGCGCAUCCUUCAGUAGGGACCGCAGAAGCAUCACAGAGCUGGGGCUGAGAUGUGCGUGGGGGUUGUUUUUGUUGCAUCUUGGAAGAGAAGAGGACAGCAUCAAGAUCAGUGCCAACCGUGCUGGGUGGGCUUAGGGGUGUUUUGUUAGGGUUGAGGAAGGACAAGGAGUGUUGGGCCCGCCAGAGGUCCACAGCUCUUUAAAGGAAAGGAAGAGGGAACCAAAGUGAGGUGUUGUUUUUAGGCGGUGGGAAAAGAAGUUCGUACUCCCACAAAAGAGCUGCCGAGAGGCAGGAGCAACAGGGUACUGGUCUGGACGCCAAGACAAACAAUUUCCUGUACAGAAGAGGAAGCAGGCGGCAGGGAGGUCUGGAGGCCAGAGUGUGGUGGUGGCAAGGGCCAGGUCUGUUGUGGGACAGUCAGCAGGAGGAAGGGAAGGUUCAGGAACAAGCGGGACGAUGACUCAUUUACAAGCUGGUCUCUCUCCUGAGACCCUGGAGAAAGCUCGCCUGGAGCUGAACGAGAACCCAGACACAUUGCACCAGGACAUCCAGGAGGUGAGGGAUAUGGUCAUCACCAGGCCGGACAUUGGCUUUCUGCGCACAGAUGAUGCCUUCAUCUUACGCUUCUUGCGGGCCAGGAAGUUUCAUCACUUUGAAGCUUUCCGCCUUCUGGCCCAGUACUUUGAGUACCGACAGCAGAACCUGGACAUGUUCAAAAGCUUCAAGGCCACUGACCCUGGAAUCAAGCAGGCACUGAAAGAUGGCUUCCCUGGGGGCCUGGCCAAUCUGGACCACUAUGGCAGGAAGAUUCUAGUCCUUUUUGCAGCCAACUGGGAUCAGAGCAGGUACACACUGGUGGAUAUUUUGCGUGCCAUCUUACUUUCUUUAGAAGCUAUGAUUGAAGAUCCUGAGCUUCAAGUGAAUGGAUUUGUUUUGAUCAUAGACUGGAGUAACUUCACCUUCAAGCAAGCCUCCAAACUUACACCAAGCAUGCUGCGACUGGCUAUUGAAGGCCUUCAGGAUAGUUUCCCAGCACGAUUUGGAGGAAUUCAUUUUGUCAAUCAGCCAUGGUAUAUCCAUGCCCUGUAUACCGUGAUCCGGCCUUUCCUAAAGGAGAAGACUCGGAAAAGGAUAUUUUUGCAUGGUAACAACCUGAACAGUCUACACCAACUAAUUCAUCCUGAGAUCCUGCCUUCUGAGUUUGGAGGAAUGCUGCCCCCUUAUGAUAUGGGAACGUGGGCAAGAACACUGCUAGAUCACGAGUACGAUGAUGACAGUGAAUACAAUGUGGACUCCUACAGUAUGCCUGUAAAAGAGGUGGAAAAGGAACUCUCUCCCAAGUCCAUGAAGAGAUCCCAGUCGGUAGUGGAUCCUACAGUACUAAAACGCAUGGAUAAAAAUGAAGAAGAAAACAUGCAACCUUUGCUCUCUCUGGACUGAUAAAUUCUCUACACUCUCCAUGGAUUAGAAAUGGAAGGUACUUGUUUUCAGCAACAGGGACAGCACUGUGGAAGAAUGACCAGCUGGAAACUUAUUUAUUCAUGUUAAUGUAGCAUAAUAUAUAAUAAGGCAUUGGGCUUUCCCAUUUGCCUGAACCAUGGGUGCCCUGGUCUGGAGUUAAAGAAAAAAGUCAAUAAUUUAUUCUGUAAGUGCCAAGUUCUUUGUAAAUAUAAUGUAAUCUUCAUGUCACGUUUGUAAACUUUGGUAGUAACUUAAAUUGGAAAAGAUUGGCUCGAGACCAUACCAGUGAUAUGAAUUAUAACAAAAACCAGAAAAGACACAUACGCAAUGGAAGCUAAUUAAAUGUAGCCCUGUUUCCUAUGAAGCCAUAUUUCAGCUAUCAUAGUGAUUGUUUCAUUGUUUUUCUCUGAAAUUGUCAUAUUCCAAUGUACUUUUAAUGGACACAGGUAACUAGAUGAUUCUAGGAAAUUAGUAUGAUAAGUGUAUUUCCUGUCUAGUGAUUUUCAUUUCACACAAAAUGUGUCCUAGUGACUAUCACUGGCCUUGAAUUUUGUAGACAAGGAAUGGCAGAGGAGCUGGUAAACUAAACACUUGAACUCUUCUAUGUUGUUUAAUUCCUGGAGUCUUGUGAAAGGAUAUGUUCCCCAUAUUAAGAUGUCGAAUUCUGAAAGAGAGUGGAUUUUUUUUUUAACUGCUGUCUUCACAACGUGUCUUUUAUUUAAGACCCCAUUGUAUCGUUUCUCGGCCUUUUGGCUAAGAUCAAAUGUAGUAUUUAAGACCCCAUUGUAUCCCUGUCUAAUGUACUUUAAGAACAUUCCCCCCCCCCCAAAACUCUUUGACCAAGAGAAAGAGAACUCAUAUGUGAAUAGUGUUUUGACAGCUAAUUUUGGGCAUAAAAGUUGCCAUGUACGGAUAAGGGGCUAGUUUCUAAUUCUUGUGCACUGGUUGGAAACAUAAACAUAUAUAUUCACAUGCACAUAUAUAUUUUUAUUGAGCUCUAAUAAAUUCCUGAUGUGACAGGCUUAUAAAAUAAAUCAUACAUAUUCAAUGGUCUUAGAGAUGUUAUAAAUGAUUAUGUGAGAUACUAACUCUGGAAAACUACUUCUGCUAAAGUUAAUGAAAAUGAUGUUUAGUGAAAUAGACUUUCAGUGAACCUGUUUAAGGGAAUUCCAAUUUAAUUUGUAAUGCAAUCUUGAAUCUGUGCCAUUUUAGUGAAAAAAAAUUUUCCUUUAAAAAACAACAGGUCUCAACGUAACAUAGGUUUUAGGUGACCAAGAGUAAUACAAUUUUUCUCAAAAAUCCAAGUAAUUAUCUUAAUGACUCUGUAAGUACAGAUUUUCUUUUCAGAAAAGACUGAAGGAACAUAUUGCAUCCAUAAGACAUAAUGAAAGCUUCUGAGGGCAUCUGAGAUAGCAUAUUAUAAUUCAAAUCUAGAUGUGGAAUCCUUAUGUUAUUUAGUUUUUAUUUCAUAGAAAUUGUACAAUUAUAGCACAUUUUAAAAAUCUUACUUUAAAUUUCAAAUCCCAGUGUGAAAAAGCAAGAUUUUUACCACCUCUUCAGAGUGACAAUUUUUGAGAUCGAAAAUUUACCACUAAAAUAUUCUUUUGAAAGAAACAUAUCUCAAGGAGCUCUGGAAACCAACAGAAAUAAAGGCAUGUAGCAGCUUUUAUAUAUUUUUGGCCAAAAGCUUCAAAAAUUCCAGUGACAAUUCUAUAGCCAAAAGUCUUAAAAUCAAGAUCAGGACACCAAUCUGCAGUCUCACUGAUGGCCUAUCUAACAUUUGUAAAAAUAUAUAAUCUAUACAUAAAUAAUAUGAUUGAAAUACACCUUAGAAAUGCCAACCUCAAGGAAGUGCAGAAGAAUAACAACUGUCAGGUACUCUGCCCUGCCCAUAAAUAUGAUAGAGAUUAGCAUGACCUGGGGAUAAAAAGCCACAGCAACUCUUAUCUUUGUUAGAACCCUACCCAUGAGAUUCUUACGUUUUUGCCUACCUGAUGUACAUUUUAUAGUCUUGGACUUCAUAUACUACAGAAGCAAGUGUUAGGCAAUAGGAUGCAUUAGGAUAAAAGAGAAACAAAGUACAGAAGGAUUGUCAACUUUUCAGUCUCAUGUGUUUCUCUUGAAAUACACUAUUUAUUGGCAUUUUUUAGGAUUCUACCAGCUUCAGAUGUCAACCAGUAUAGCCAGCUUCUUUCCCCUCUCAUAAGGCUAGUGUCAUAUGUAAAAAUAACCAGAAAGGCAUAUUUUAUGUGUAUACAUACCUAUCUAAGUAUGAUUCCCACUCUCUCCCUUGCCCAACAUCUGGAAACUUCAUUUCCCAUUGCUGUGUGUCUGUUCUUCUUCAAAUGAGCAAUUCAGAGUUGGCUGCAUUGUGUAAAAUAUUUUUAAGUGAAUGAAAAAAUUACAACAAUGAUGCCUUUUGAAAUUGCUUUAUCUAGUUCAAUCUGUGAGUAGACUCGUUUCCAGGAAUGUUUUUGGAGCUGCUUGGUCAAGGGAUAUUUGGUCAACUCUAUAAAUUUUCCCUUCAGCACCAGCUAACUUGCACCAUUUCGGGAUGCUUUUCCCUGAUGCGAUAUUCUGUGUUAUAUCUAUUGUCACAUAACUUCAUAAAUAAGCACCCCCAUAUUCUUUCAAUUUAAUUGUGAUAGUCCUCUCUCUC